This is a messenger RNA of Trypanosoma conorhini, 6486 nucleotides long. RefSeq names its product putative RNA editing associated helicase 2,putative. Gene Ontology annotation, molecular function: RNA binding; ATP binding. NCBI's taxonomy places the organism in Eukaryota, Euglenozoa, Kinetoplastea, Trypanosomatida, Trypanosomatidae. The record is from RefSeq and is a predicted model, not a curated record. Gene Ontology annotation, cellular component: intracellular anatomical structure. The transcript has a single exon. Bases 1 to 6486 code for a protein of 2161 amino acids.
AUGUGCUCAUUAGCUCUUGCUGGGGCUCUUCGCUUCUUGAAUGGGGCGACGCUGCGUGUGCCACGUGCUGCUGUUGCCUCUAGUCGAUGGCUGCAUGCGCAGGAGAUUCAUCCUGGGGACAUUUCCCUCAUCGAGGCGGCGGAGGAGCCUCACACGGGCGGGGCCUUUGACGGCGGUCAUGAGCUGCCGCUUAAUUUCCUUGACGCGGAACAGCUGGACACCUUUUCCCGAGCACGUGUGGUGAAUUUUAUGAAGCGCUUCUCGCAGGGAAAAGUGACCAGCGGCAAUGACGUAUUUCAGGUGCAGGAGGUGAGUUGCCAUGCGGGCUCCGUUUUGUAUCAUUGCCGCGUGCUGCUCCCUUUUCGCAGUCACAGCGGCGAGUUGUGGGCGCAUGGGGUGGCGUGCAACGGCAAGGAUGCGGAAAUGCUUGCCGCGAUGCAUGCGGAGUACAUCAUUGAUGCGUUUGGCUACCACAUAUAUACACUUCCCUCCAUGCAGCGCAAGCAUGCAGAGGCGGCGCGUAAAGCCGGACGAUGGGCCCCCAUGCCUGAUGACGGCGACAGGGCUCAAACGCAACUUUGUAUCCCGCUUCCUCUGCGCCGUAUCGUUAAUCAUGAUGAAACGGAAGGUGGAACGUGGCUGUUGAUUGACCUGCGGCCAAACCACUACAUUUCACCGCAACACACGUUACUCUCGCCAUGCCUUUUUGAUACCGCCGCCGUCCUUCGCGUCAAAUCUCUCUUUGCAGAGCAUGGCCUCUCGUUUGCCGAGCUCUGCACUUCAGAAGCUGAUAAACCAAACGAUAAAAAUGGAAAAACGUAUUACACUGCCACUGUUAUUUUGCCUGCGGAGCUGACGACGUUUGGUGAGAUCAGGGCCCAAGGAAAGGCCUUGAAUCGGGAGGCGGCCGUGACACUAGCCUGCAUGCAUGCGGAAUUGCUUCUGGACGCCCACUCCAUCGCUCUUUUUCCGUCGGAUUCUGGGCGGCAGAAACAGCACGCCCUCACAGCGUGGAGCUUUGGACGUCCUGCGCCAAUUCCAGGAGAGGAUCACAAAAAUCCGUCACACGUGGUGCCUCCAUUGCCUCUUAAGGAGGUUGCGGUGAAGCGAGAGGAUCGCGUCUCGUGCAUGAGUUACGAAGAGGACCUUGUGAGGCGCCACCGUGCCCUUACUGAGCAAACCUGUGAAUUCACCGAAACCCCCGUCCUGGAUGAGGGAGCGGUGGAGCUACUGAAGGGAUUUCUAAAACGGGAGAAAUUCCCUAGAACAGAUCCAUUUUUCAUUGAAGAGGUGCAGGGAUUUGUGAAGGCCACCGUGGUGCUUCCAAUACCUGACGUAUUCGGUGUCCGUGGCGGGGUCGGUAUUGCCAUGAACGCGGCGGACGCGGUUAUUCUUGCCGCCAUGCACGCCAUUGAUGUGGCCAACCUGCUUGGGGUUCACCUCGUUGCUGAGGGGACCACCCGACGUGAAUGGAUUGCCGCGCGCCACUCCCGUGGCGAGUCCACCCCGGCAGAGGCACAAGACCCGAGCCUAGCAAGCCCUCCAGGAAGACGAAGAAUUGCCACGCAGGGCGGCGCGAAUGGCGUCAGCAAAAGCACGAACACCGGAUGCAGUAGCAGCAAGAGUGCUGCGUCAGCGGCGCCGGCACUGCCGCAGGCGCCGAAGCGUCGAGUCCCAAAGAGGGCAAAAAUUGCUGUUGCCGCGGAAGAGGGGGAGAAAAAGGCGUCACAGCCGGCUGCUGAAGUUGAUUAUCUCAAGGCGCGAGAGAGUGUUCCUAAAGAGUUGUGGGGCCUUGAACCGGAUAGCCCUGAUGGUUACAUUAUGGUGUCCCCUAACGAUCCCGAGCUGCGCACCCAGUAUGAACACGCGCUCUACUCCCCUCGCCAGAUCGACUCCUGUGCAAAAGUGCGUAUAAAGGGUUAUCUCGCCGCCUUGGGUAGACGUGCGGAGGAGGUGUUUUUUAUACAGCGUAUUGAGGCCGAAGACAAUGGCGGGCAGGCUAUCUGUCGUUGUGCUUUAAACCUACCUGUACCGCGUCGCUUCGGGGAUCGCAUAGCACUCGGCGAAGCUGUAGAUCCAAAAGAUGCAGAGAAUCUCGCUGCAAUGCACGCGGAGCUGAUCCUGGACACGCUGGGUAUCCCACUCUACACGGAUGGAGUACUGCAGCGCCGGCAUGCGGAGUUGUGCCUGAAAAAUGGCCGCUAUGCGCCUGUGGAUGCGUCAAGUAACAUUCCGCCCUCCACGGCAUCCCCACCACCUCUUCGACGGGAAGUGAUUGGGUCAAUUCAUUGGGAGAAUAAAACCAAGAGGCGCGCCCCCAUAGUGAUUUCCAGGGCGAAUACAACAAAAACUUCCGUAAGUGCCAUCCCAGAAGAAGCAGAACCGGUGGUUGCCCCAAAAGAAACCCGGGCUUACGUAUUUGUGGCUGAAAAGGAUUUGGAUCUUGUGAGUCGUCCGCGGGUACAGUACUACCUGCGUCGCAACGGUAAGCCAAAGCUUGAGGCUGACUUCCGCAUGGAACUUCGUGGGCUGGGCAAUGUGUUGCAUGUUGCGGAGUUUGCAGUUCCGGUUCCUGCCAGCUUUGGUGAGCGCAUUGCGCAUGGCUCGGCGUUAACCAAGCGAGAUGCGGAAGUGCUUUGCUGGAUGCACGCUGAGCGUAUUAUUGAUGCGCUAGGGCUCUGCCUCUUUGACAAUCUUCCCGGGCUCCAGAAGAGGCACGCUGAACGCGUCAAACGCCUCGGACGAUGGGCACCGCUGGUCGGUGAAAGUACUGCCUUGCCACCCGACACACCCUCACCGCUUCCGCUGACGCUGGGGACGGCCCCGGAAAAGCCGCCUUACCCCAGCCUUCCCACGAACCUCCUCCAGGAGUGGGACAAGUACGUUGGUGAGUGUCGACGGUAUAUCGAGGUAAACUCUAUGCGGGAGGAAAACAUAUUCUAUGAGAUGGAGAAGAUUCCUCGCACAGGAGAUGCAUUGUAUGACGCCACGGUGGAAGAAGUAGAGUCCGCCUCUGUUGACGUGGACGCAAAAGGUUUACUUCAACGUUACUGUACCGCCGCCAAUGUGGCAUACCCCGUCUUUUGGAAGUCGCGCACUGUUGGCCCAGUCUCACGUCGUGUGUGCCUCACCACCAUAGAGGUUCCAGGGCAUGAGCACAUCACCGCGACUGGCGUAGCUGUCAACAAGGAUGCAUCCCAGCGUCGUGCGGCCAUGCAUGCCUUGGCUCUUUUGCGGCGCAUAGAGCCUGACUUUCAUGAGUUUGAAAAACAAGUGAAGUCUGAAACAACUGAAAAGGUUGCUUUCAUUGACCCUGUUUCUCUACUCGAGGGGGAUGCAUCACAGGCGCGACGCCCUGCUAAGCCUAACAAGAAGAGGCUAGGCAGUUGGGAUCCUGUCGCCAAGGACUUUUCCUACGAGGGCAAAGUGCGUAUUAUUGAACUUUUUACAGUUUGUUUCGGUUUGCAACCUCCGCUCGUGCGUCACAUGAACCGUCGCGAGGGCAUUCUCGUUCACCACAGCACCACUGUUGAGGUGACCGACGAGGAUGGAAAGUUGUGGGUUGGCGAGGGGCAGGAUGCGGGGCCUCGAUUUAAUGAGGUUGCGGCGUACGAAGACCUCUUCUCGCGGCUUUCACGCGGCGUCCCUGGCUUUCAGGCGUUGAUGGACCUUAUACACAACCACUUUCACCUGGACCCUGAACACAUCGCCAACGUCUCGCUCUCCGAGGCGCAGAAGGAACGCAUCCACCGCGUGCUCGAGGACGUCCCCGAUGUGGAGGAGGAGGAGGUAGCCAAACCGCAGGAGUGGGGGGACAACAAAGGUGAGGCCGUUGGUUUAUUGUCUCGAGUUGCCAUGGACGCGUCGGAGCGGGCGCAAGAGUCGCAGCAUCUCCGGGACAAAUUACACGAAAAACUGACGAAUGAGGAGUACCUGUCCAAGUACGCCGCACAAAGGCAGGGACUCAGCAUAUACGGCAAACGCGAAGAAAUUUUGAAGGCGGUGGAGUCCAGUCAGAUUGUUAUUGUCUGUGGCACAACAGGCUGCGGUAAGACGACGCAGGUGCCGCAAUACAUUUUAGAUCACAUGACGGAAAAAAGUGAGGGAGGAAACUGCUCAAUCGUUAUUACGCAACCGCGACGACUCAGCGCCGUCUCCAUUGCGCAACGCGUGGCUGCGGAAAGGCUUGAGGGCGUUGGUGAGACAUGUGGCUACUCGAUUCGUCUCGACAGUAAACCGGGACGCAACAUCAAUUUUUGCACCUCUGGUAUUCUUCUUCGUAUUUUACAUAACACUCCACUUUUGAAUGGAAUCAAUUACCUCAUUAUUGAUGAAAUUCACGAGAGGGACAUUAAUUCGGAUUUUUUGUUGAUUCUCCUGCGACAACUCCUACGACGUCGAAAAGAUUUGCACGUUGUCUUGAUGAGUGCCACGCUGCAGGCGGAACAAUUUGGAAACUACUUUGAUGGGGCUCCCAUUAUCAAUGUGGAGGGUUACGUGCAUCCGGUGAAGGAACUCUACGUGGAGGAUUUGGUGCCUAUUGCGGCAGAGCAAAAAGUGAUGCCGCCUUUGUUGAAGGAGGCGGCAUCAUCCCUUGAGCGGGAAGGAUGCCUCUCGACAAGCAUGGAUCCUGCUACCACUGCACCACCAACGAUACAGCCUGUCAACGCCAAGUAUGGCUUUAUGGAGGCCACUGCGGAGAUUGAUUACGUGACGAUCCAGUUCGCCAUAGAUCAUGCUGUGCGAAGCUUGGACCUGACGAACUCCUCCAUUUUAGUCUUUUUGCCAGGGUGGGAUGAAAUCCACAAGGCGUAUGAGAUACUUGAACGCAACACAAAGUUUCAUAUUAUUUGCCUUCACUCUUCUGUUGGGGCUGAGGAGCAAAUGCGGUGUUUCUUGCCGGCGCCGGAGGGAAAGGUGAAGUUGAUCCUUUCCACAAACAUUGCUGAAAGUGGCGUGACCAUCGACGAUGUCGCUGUGGUGAUAGACGUUGGGCGAGCAAAGGAGAAAUCGUACGUGAUGCAGAAAGGGACCACUGCUGUUGGUCGCAAUGAAAUGGGGUCGAUCUCGCAACUUGUCACUGUAUAUGCCAGUCGAGCGAACUGCGUCCAACGACGCGGCCGCGCCGGGCGCACCAGGCCUGGUAUCUGCAUUCGACUCUACUCCAAAAAACACUUUGAAACGGUGCACGACUUUCAAACCCCUGAAAUGCUUCGAACCCCAUUGGAUGCGCUGUGUCUGCAGAUUCUUGCCCUUGACCUGGGGGACCCAGCGGACUUUUUACAGCAGGCUAUUGAGCCACCCUCGUCAGAACAAAUUGAGGCGGCGAUGAUGCGUCUUCAGGAGCUCGGGGCGACAACUUCCACGCGUCAACUGACACCGCUUGGGCUUCGGCUCUCGCGACUGCCCGUGGCACCUAAGGUGGGGAAAAUGGUUGUGAUGGGGGCUAUACUGAAGUGUUUAGACUCUGCCUUAACGAUUGCUGCUGUGACUGACACCGACGUCUUCAACAGUGCCCGUGAGCAUCGAGAAGCCGUGCGACUACACAAGGAGGACCUUUCCUUGAAUACUCAAUCCGACGUGAUUGCAUCGGUGAAUGCGUUUAAUUUUUGGGUUGUAGCCCAUCAUGAAAAGACGCCUGCUGAAGUUGUCUAUGAUCUGCACGAACGCAUGUUGAGUGUGCCCCAGCUACUCACCGUAUCGAAGUAUAAACGUCAAUUUUUCGAUAUUAUCAUGAAUAGUGGAUUCCUAGGGGAUGGAAUCUCCUCCCAGCGAGGUAACGAUUCUACCCGAGCCGACAUCUUUGUUGAUCGGUCGGAGUGGUCGGCUGAUGCCCUUAACGUGGGAUUAGUAAAGUGUGUGGUGGCCUCUGGUUUGUUUCCAAAUGUCGUCAUGAAUAGAGGCAAGCGAUUAAUGCGAAAUAAACUUGUCAAUCGAGUGGCACCAUCUUCGGCCUCGGUGGUGCAUCGCACCUCUCAGGAAGAUAUCACUCAACCGUUUUUUGUCUAUGACGAGUUUGUGAAGUUAUCGGAGACGGAGCGCCUGAGCGUGCGUGGUCUCACAAAUGUUCCCUUGUGGACCAUUCUUCUUAUGGGCACCAGCAGCAUGCCUGUCACCUAUCGGGACGACCUCAACCUGGCUGUCGUGGACGAGUGGAUCAUGUUUCGCGCCACCUUUGGAACCCUGGAGCUUAUUCGAAGGUUCAAACGUGCGCUGAACGUUUGCCUUGGCCGCAAGUUUCUGGACCCGAAUGACGAGAAGAACAACGAGAAACUAGAAGAAAUGCGCUGCAUUAUUAAAGAACUCGUAAGCACGCCCUUCAAGCCAAACGAUUUGUCGGAGAAAGUCUGGGAAGAGAAGGGAACCAUCAUCGAACCACGUACACAGCCAAAGAAGAAGGAGGGGCCUUUACCACCAGCUGCGAUGUCAGCGAAGGAAGAAGCAACGAAGGCCGAAGCCGAAGCCGAAGCCGAAGCCACUCUAUAA